UAUAGAGGAGAUCCACAUGCAAAGUGCAGUAGUUUGUGAUACAUGUGAAAAUACUGCAGAAUACUUAUGUAAGACUUGUCAUGAUAAACUUUGUACCAGAUGUAAAGAUAUCCACAGUAAAAGCAAAUCCUCCUUUGACCAUGAAGUCACACGACUGAUAUUUGAAUCUCUUUCUGUAUUGUCUAAGUUUCCUUCAGUUCAAGUCUGCAGGUACCAUCCAGGUUUCCGUGCAAAUAUCUGCUGCAGAAAAUGCGAGGUACCGGUUUGUGAAAAAUGUUUAGUUGGCGAACACAAUGGGCAUAAAUUGGUGGCAACAAAGGAACUGUUCCAAGAAAAGAAAGAGAAAAUGGAAAGCAAAUUAUCCUUUGUGGAAUCCGAGUUACCAAAGUAUGAAGCAAAACUGAACGCUGUUAGAUUAAGACAAAGCAGCCAGAUUGAAAGAACUGAAGUAUCAAAAAUCCUAAUUCAUUCUCAUUUAAGAGAUUUCUUCGAAAUCAAAGAAAUUUUAGCUGGAAAUGAGGGAAUUCAAUACCUGUCUUUCCAGUUAAAUGAUAACACAUUCUGGGUUUACUCAAUGGGUGAACAGGUUUUCUCAAAUAUUGACAGAAGCGGAAAUGUUCUUCAUAAAGGUGAAGAGGGUGUUACAAUCCGAGUAGUGGACAAUGAACUAACAGAAGGGAAGAUACUACAAUACAACAGGCGUGGGCAAAUCAUGAAUGAAAUUAAAAAUCCUCUUUUAUUCAGGUGGAUUUUUAAAGUGUUAAAUGAAAAUCAAAGGUUAGAGUCAACCUACAUAGCUGAAAAUAUUAAUGGCGACAUCUGCAUUUCAAACAUAGUUGUGGAUACUUUCGACAAAAACGGCGAAUUUAGAUUCUCAUACAACAGUAAAGGAAGCACAUUUUUUUCGCGCGGUGUAUGUACCGAUAGUUUUGGAAACAUCCUAAUAGCUGACAAGAAUUCCCACUUUAUUCACAUUCUCAAUAUUGAGGGUGAACUUUUAAAGUUAAUGGGCAUCCCAGGACUAAGAAAGAAAAGUCACCCUAUAACGUUUACCAUAGAUGCAAAUUAUUGUUUGUGUGUUGGAUUAUUCGACGGCAGAAUCAAGAUCUUGAAGUACAUUGAGUAGAUUUUGUUUAUUUUCAAACAUUUCGUUUUUUACGAACGCAUAAUUACACUUUUUAU
Messenger RNA from Saccostrea cuccullata (small rock oyster), 1182 nucleotides. Its product is annotated as E3 ubiquitin-protein ligase TRIM45-like. The record is from RefSeq and is a predicted model, not a curated record. The transcript has 3 exons. NCBI's taxonomy places the organism in Eukaryota, Metazoa, Mollusca, Bivalvia, Ostreida, Ostreidae. Bases 17 to 1126 code for a protein of 369 amino acids. Gene Ontology annotation, molecular function: zinc ion binding; ubiquitin protein ligase activity. Gene Ontology annotation, biological process: protein monoubiquitination.